CUGAAGCAAGCUUGCAUCAGUUUUAUCUAUUUUCCAGACGAUAAACAGUGCCGGUUGAAGUUUCUCUUGUUUUAUUGUUACUAUACCAAUAGACAUGGCAUCUUACAGUGUGAUCAUCUAUAAUUUGACUGGGCUUCCGGGAAAAGUUGGUGAUGUGACAAGUAAUGGUUCAGAAGAACCAUGUUUCACUCCAACGAAUGUUAAUGAAAAGCCAAGUCUAGGAUGGGCUAUUAGCAGUGGUGAGAAAAUUUCAGGCAGUUUUUCUUUCGCAAUAGAUGGAGUCAAAUUCCAAUUUGAGUUUAAUUAUACAAUCCGACAAGACCCAGUGUUUUCUGUGGAUAAGGAUUCUAGUGGGAAGAUAAUGAUAGACUAUACAAAAAAACCUGCUGCUGAACACAACAUUGCUCAUUGUGCUGUUUACAUACAAACAAAGUAAAAGACAAAGUGAGCAUUCUUGGUAAACGGUGAACAUUCUUGGUAAACGGACACUCAUUCUAUUGUAGUUUAGAACUUUUAGUACUUUUUAAGAACUUCAGGACAAUUUUUUAAAAAUAUUUUUUGAUUAAUUAUUACUUUUAGGAACUUAGGACAAUUUUUAAAAAUAUUUUGAUUAAAGCAAUGAUAAUAAAUAUCACGCAAGUACAAGCUAUCUUAA
This is a messenger RNA of Amphimedon queenslandica, 655 nucleotides long. RefSeq lists its product as uncharacterized. The record is from RefSeq and is a predicted model, not a curated record. The transcript has 3 exons. Lineage: Eukaryota; Metazoa; Porifera; Demospongiae; Haplosclerida; Niphatidae. The coding region runs from base 95 to 436 and encodes 113 amino acids.